Messenger RNA from Paramuricea clavata, 1675 nucleotides. The record is from the annotation of a GenBank genome assembly. NCBI's taxonomy places the organism in Eukaryota, Metazoa, Cnidaria, Anthozoa, Malacalcyonacea, Plexauridae.
AUGGAUGACAGCUUUUCCAACUCGUUAUACGAAAUCGAACAAGCGGCAGUAAUACCGAAUGUAGAUAAUGCUAUUAUUUGUUCUUGCAGAGGAAUUUGUUUAAGAUCUAGUGGCCACAAUGCGUGCCCGUGCAAAGGUAUUGACCAGUAUUGUUUGUCAGCAUGUCAUGGCGAUAAUUCAAUAUGUCUCAACAAUCAAAAGACUUUGGAAAGUGACUCAAGUGAUUCGGAUUCUGAAGAUCAAUAUACAGUAAGUUUUAAUAUAUAACAUUUGUGAUUAUAAAGCCAAUUCCUUGAAGGAUAUUUGAUGACGACGAAAACCUAAGCUCUCCAAUAGCCACAGAAACUGUCAAAGAAACCUCCUGCAGGAGAUCUAGAGGAAGGGGAAUGCACAGAAGACCUUGUGGAUAAAAAGGCAGAGGACGAUCUAGAGGUACUGGCAGAAGAGAGGGUGGAAGACGUGGAAGUCGUGGCAGAGGAAGAGUUUGAGAUUUGGUUGUGGAAGAUAAUUCAGACAAGAGAAUGGGUGCACAUGAUCAACAACUACAGGUACUUUAUAGGUGUUUAUUAACUUGAAUUUUGGUUGUACAAGCCAGCUUAUAUAUCCUUGCCUUUCAUGUAAUAUAUUUUGCUACCAGACAAUGUGUUCUACAAAACAUACACCAAUUCUAUAGUGUAAUGUGUAUUAAAAACACCAGGAAAUGGAAACAAAGCUUAUUUUAUAUUUGUUGUUUGAUGUUUGUUGUUGGACAGACAAUGUUGACUUCCAUGUGGUUUUGUUUGCACUGGCCCUUGCAAAGCAUGAUAGACAAGUACACUUAUGAUUUCAGCCCAACUGCUAACGUAUGAUAAAUAGCAGCAGUAAUGGUUGCAACUGGUAAUGGUUGCAUGUUUUAAAUUGUUUACUUCAUUGAACUUUUAUAAAUAUAUUGUUUUCAAAUUAUUCAGAUAUUGAGAAAUUAGCAUACCACUAUCUCCAGUUGUUAUGGGCAGCUUCAUCACUGCUCUUGGCCAACCAGGCUGAAAUUCCAGUCCGGGCUGGAAAUUACCCAUGCAUUCAGCCCCUGGCAGAUUAAUAUUUCCUGUAAGUCUUUGUAGUAGCUUUUGCUUGGGGAGAAAUUAUACCAAUUAUGUGUAAUUCAUAUAGGACAGUUACUAUAAUAUAAUCUCACUUGUAUGAUUUGGUCCAAAACCUUGAGCUACUCAGGAGACAACCUGCAGUCUUUGCAGACCUAGUUAAUGGGGAAAUGGUAGAGCACAUUCAUAACCAAGAACAAUUGCAACAAGAUGAGCUACCUGAUGCACCACCAGAAGAUGAACCACCACAAAAUAACAUACCCGACUGGUGUGAGUGUGGCUUGUGCCAAAAUAUGCCAACACAACAGAACAAAUGCUGUUCCAGCAGGAAGAUGCCAUGCAUCACAACAACUCCUCUAUUUCAACAACUUGUAUUGGAUGGGAACGUACUUAACUUGGCAAUGUUGUACAGAGAAGAUGUAUUGGUCAUGGACCAGCCGCGAAACAAUGAUAACUUCAGGCAUACUGCAUAUAGGCAGUAUGUCUUAUGGCAGCAUGGCCGAUUGGGCAAAGGGAGUUGUUCCAAGUUGUUGUGUCUUGGCAAUACGGUCAAGGUACCCAUCGCCAAAUGGUGUGUAUAUUGGAUAUCAUCCAGCUAG